GGUAUCGUCAGAGUCAUCGGUUUUAUGUCAGAAAGGAAUAUCAUGAUCUGCACGCAAAGCAUAUUGAGCUGCUAAAAAGUUACCAGAUUGCAUAUAGAGAAGAUCCAGCUUUGCCAGACAUGCAGCUAGUACAGUCCCCCGCAGCCCCGACCCCAGGCCCAGCCUCAAGGCUCCAAGAGCCCGCUACCAACAGGGUCAUAGUCGCUCGGACUAUCAGCAAGCCCUUACCAUCCAGUUCCACUCCGUCCUCAUCGACAUCGCCAUCGACCUCAUCCUCGGCCUCGUCCUCGGCCUCGUGGCGGUCUGGCAACAGCCCUGCCUUCUCUCUCAUGGCCACCGAUCCAGGGGCGCCCAAGGCAGACCAUGUGGUCUCCUCCACCGGGAUCCUGUGCGCCGUGUGCGGGGAUCAAGCCACGGGACGUUAUUUUGGGGCCCAAAUCUGUGAGGCAUGCAAGAGCUUCUUCAUCAGAAGCACGAGGAAAGGAGAGCCUACCUUCCGAUGCGUCAACAACCAGAGCUGCCCCAUCACCCCCUACUCUAGGUUGCUCUGUCAGUUCUGCCGCUACCAGAACUGCAUGAAGGCCGGAAUGGGCCGCAAAGCCAAACAGCCCAGUAAAGAUUUAGCCAAGGACCAAGUGCCAUGUAAAGUGUGUGGGGAUGUUUCGUCGGGUAUUCAUUUUGGAGUGUAUACGUGUGAAGGAUGUAAGGGCUUCUUUAGGAGGAGUCUUCGCGACAGGAACACCUACAGCUGUUCAGGGAAGGAGGAGUGCAUCAUAACGCCUGUCACACGUAACCAUUGUCGCUACUGCCGCUUCAAGAAGUGCCUCAGGGUCGGCAUGUCAAGGGCCUGUAUCAAGUUGGGAAGACACCAGAAGUAUACUACGCAUCUCGUUGAAGAUGGGAGCAACUCUAUAAACACAGCAGCUCAUCCAUCUUUGUGGACAAAUGGAGGGAGGCAAUCAACUCCUGAAGCUGAACCCGGUGAACAAAGUACAUUCUGUAAAGAGGACAGUGAUAAGGUCCCUCCAAGGGGUGUUGAUUAUCAGACAGAGCAGGACCAUGAGAACAGAGUCCGGAAGGUCUUCAAGCAGGAAGGUGGUUCCAGUGCUGCCCCAGCUCUGAGGGAGAUGCUCAAGAGGUCAUCCUUACCGGACCAAAGGAGAGAACCUAGUCCAUCCCAUAGCAAGGUUAUCCCCAAUCAAUCUCUAGAACAGCUAAGCGCGUUGCCGAGCAACUAUUGUUUCCAGUACACCCUGCAGAACUCAGCUUCACCUGCCACAUUAAUCGACCCUCCAGAAGCUUCCGUUGCACCCUCAAGGUGCGAAAGCAAUCAUCAUGCUAAGGAGUCCGCUUCAAGCAGUCCAAACAAUGUUUCCUUGGGCCAAUCUCUGCCCCAAUCGCUCAAUGUAACAAACAAUGUCUGGGAAAGUCAGAAUUUACAUGAAAAUACAGGUAUUCCGUCACAGGGUGAGAGAGACACACCUUCAACCGCCAGUUCCAAGACAAAUUCAUUUGGACACUCUCCAUCAGGGGACAUAGUGCUUAUCAAGAAGGAAGCAUUAGAUACCUGUGUAUAUGCUCCCUGCCAUGCAAACAUCGAUAGUCUAAACUGUUCCCCUUUAAGAGAAGAUGUGCCUAUUAGUAUCAACGAUGAAGAAGUAGUUGUCAUGGAUACUGCCAGUAGGGCUAGGAUUGACAGCUUUGUCAACAAUCUCAUUCCUGCAUCCGCUGAUUCGCCUGAACCCGAUGUAGUGGAGGUGUUUAGUAAUGUAGUGAAGAGAAAAAGCCCAGAAAACAAUGGCUGUAUCCUUCAGGAAACUCAAAUGACAUCUUUGGGAAAUGAUACAAGAGACGAUUUCCAAACAACUGUGUGCAUGAGUCCUGCAGAAUCUGAGGUGUGUAUAGUAUCUGGUAUCUCUCCCAGCCAUAGUCCUAGUGCAUCUUGGUAUCCAGCUGCCGAGACCCAGACAGCAAGUACCGCGAUCCCUGGUUCCUCUAAUGCACCUCCUGCAGCAUUGCCAACUCUUCCAUUUGACCAGUACGAACAACAACAACCAGACGAAUCAUCAGACAUAUCCGAAGCAGUCCCCACUAUGUCGCAAGUACUUGUCACAUCCGCUCCGGGCACUUCAUCAAAACGUGCUUUGGAGGACGUUGACUAUUCUCUUGCAGAGGCCAAUUCACCCCAGUCCAUCCUUUCCCAAAGUUCACCUUUAUCUGUUGGACAUUCUCCCAGCUCCGUUAUUGAGAGUCACUGGAAGGAACAAGCCCAGAACAGCCAGGCUCUGCUGCCUUGCGACAGGCUCUACACCUCUCUGUACCCUGGUUAUGUGUCUCCCAAUGUGUCCGCCAAUGUUGCCCGUAAUGUGGCCUUGAUCUGCCACAACCUCCUGCAAAAGGUGAAGAAUGGCCUUCUGACCGACCGAGUGUUGUCCAGUCAGAGCGAGAUGGACCUGAUGAAGCACACCAGUGAUCUUGGAGCCCUGGAGAGAGACAGCAUCCUGUUUGAUCUGACACGUAGCAUGACUGGAUACUCUGCCGUUAUGAGGUCACUGCUUCUCAAUGAAAGCUUGCAAGAAGCUUCAGAAUAUUUAUCACAGCACAGGGACUACAAUAACGGCGUUCACUGGGACAAAUUCCAUGAGACUAUCAGUAUGAAGAUCAUAGCGAGCGUUCAGUAUAUUAAGAAGAUACCAGGUUUUCCGUCGAUCCACAUGAACGACCGCCUGUACCUGAUCAAGCACAGCGUGUUCCCCAUCAUCCUGGUGCACAAGGCGUGGAAGAUGGGCCAGGAGUGGAAGUGGAUGGAGGACACCUUCUACACCAACAUCUUCCUGCGCAGGAUCGCAGACGGCUUCCGGGACAUGACGUACUCCUUCGUCAACCAGUUCAACCUGGCUAGCUUUGAUAGCAUCGAGGUGGCGCUGCUCAUGAUCCUGGUGGUUCUCAAUCCAGAUUUGGAAGGCUUAGAGAACAGGCAGGCUGUUCUCAAACUUCACAAGGACUAUCGCACAAUUUUCCAAAAAUACUGCCAUGAGACGCAUGGCAAGUUGGACAACUACUUGAUCAUGUUGCAGUUUGUGCCUUACCUCGCCAAAAUCGACCUCGUCCACAAGCGAUGUAUACGUCAGUGUGAACAGCAGUCCGUCGUUUCCAUGCCGGCUCUCUUUGCCGAAAUCAACCUGUCGUAAUACAGUCAAACCUGGUUUAGGGAUCACCCAUCUCCAAAGACCACCUUUUUUGUUUCCCUUGAAAAUGGUUUCUCAUUGAAUCAUGUACUAAAAGAACCUGUCUACAAAGACCACUUUUCUUGUCUCCCUUGGGUGGACUUUAUAGACAGGUUUCACUGUUGGGAAUUGAGUUGUUCAGGAAACAAGGCGAUGGCAAAGAUCAUUGUAGACAUCAUUGUGAACAACAGUCCAAGAUCUUCAUGCCCGUCAGAGUUGCAGAAAUAACUUUCAUGUUGUAGUUUAAGGGAGAAGGUCGAGUUCUGGGAGAGGUUUUUAACAAAAUAGAUUUGUAAACUUUUCAUUUUUUUAACGCUAGUGCGGAAAAGUAACGUAGAAAAAAUGUCCCCUGAAAAGGAUGGCAGGUAACGGCUAAAGGUUGUGGACCACAAGUUUCAUUCCGCAUGUUUGUGUAGUCCCAUAUACACAUUUCUGUGUACAUUGCAUAUGACCCUCAGCAAAACCGAGCAAAUUACUUAUGAUUUUGAGGAUUCCACAACCUAACGGCAUACUCUAAAUGCUUAUCUGCUACAUGAUUAGCCUUUUCCAAUCGCUUCAACACUUUUUUUUGUCACAAUGCAAUCACAUAACUGGAAGCUGAUGCGGAAAAUCGGAUUACGGUACAACAAACACUUUGGCCACCCAAUGUGUGCAUGCAACUCUCUCUUUGCCCAUGCAACUCUCUCUUUGCCCAGAUGAGCUUAUUAUCCCAGUUGGAAAACAGCCUGAUAUAAAAACUGAGCGCGAGCAAAUUAAUAUCAUUGCAUUUGCUAUUUUGAAUACUGGUAGUUGACCAUCUCUUUGCAUUCUGACUUUGCAGAAGUAAAAUAUCACAGUGUAGUUAGGCUUUGAGCUGAUAGGGAAAUCAGGUGACAACAUGCCGUUUUGUUUUAAAGCCUGUCUGCACUACUUGUAGCUAGUUGCGCCCUCUAUAUAGCAAAAAAUGCCUAAGCGGUACCCGUUGGUCCCCCAUAAUCCCCCUUU
Strongylocentrotus purpuratus (purple sea urchin) is the source of this 4211-nucleotide messenger RNA. RefSeq lists its product as uncharacterized. Bases 120 to 3191 code for a protein of 1023 amino acids. NCBI's taxonomy places the organism in Eukaryota, Metazoa, Echinodermata, Echinoidea, Camarodonta, Strongylocentrotidae. Gene Ontology annotation, molecular function: DNA-binding transcription factor activity; sequence-specific DNA binding; zinc ion binding. Gene Ontology annotation, biological process: regulation of DNA-templated transcription. The record is from RefSeq and is a predicted model, not a curated record. The transcript has 11 exons.